This is a messenger RNA of Teleopsis dalmanni, 396 nucleotides long. RefSeq names its product epsin-1. The record is from RefSeq and is a predicted model, not a curated record. The transcript has 3 exons. Lineage: Eukaryota; Metazoa; Arthropoda; Insecta; Diptera; Diopsidae. The coding region runs from base 1 to 396 and encodes 131 amino acids.
AUGGGCAUAAAUAAGGUGUGUCGGGAAUUCCUGAAGAAGGUUGGAGUUAUUGCGCAAGCGCCUAAAUCCCGUCAUUUUCCAGUGAAUGGUUUAAGCUCAAAUUCGCAACUUCAUCAGCAACAGCAGCAGCAGCAGCAACAACAACAAACUGACACACGUAAUAUUUACAACAAUCCUUACACACCUUCACAGCAACAGCAGCAACUUCGUUCGCAGCAGCAUAUUUUUAAGUCCAUUGCGAACAGCACCGGAAGCGGAAACCAAUACGACUACUCAUCUACGAACUCGAACGAGCAACUAGGUGCAUCGGAAGCGGAUAACGCAUUUCUCACUCAUAAUAACGCCUUUAAUUACUCAAAUAGAUUUCAAAUGCGUAUAGUAGCGGAAAAUAACUAA